CGGACGUCGAGCGGAAGUGGUGUAAGGCGGCCGCCGGAGGUGUAUUUGGUGUGUCGCGCGACUGGGCCUGGGGGUGGACUGGUGUGUGUCCCUGUGAAGAUAGCACUAUGUCGAUCGAAAUCGAGUCCUCGGAUGUGAUCCGUCUUAUCAUGCAGUACCUGAAGGAGAACAGUUUACAUCGGGCACUAGCAACCUUACAGGAAGAGACUACUGUGUCUCUGAAUACCGUGGACAGCAUUGAGAGUUUUGUAGCUGACAUUAAUAGUGGCCAUUGGGAUACUGUUUUACAGGCUAUACAGUCUCUGAAAUUGCCAGACAAAACCCUCAUUGACCUCUAUGAACAGGUUGUUCUGGAAUUGAUAGAGCUGCGUGAAUUGGGAGCUGCCAGGUCACUCUUGAGACAGACAGACCCCAUGAUCAUGUUAAAACAAACCCAGCCAGAGCGUUAUAUUCAUUUGGAGAACCUCUUGGCCAGGUCUUAUUUUGAUCCUCGUGAGGCAUACCCAGAUGGAAGUAGCAAAGAGAAGAGAAGAGCAGCAAUUGCCCAGGCCUUAGCUGGUGAAGUCAGUGUGGUCCCUCCAUCUCGUCUCAUGGCAUUGCUGGGGCAGGCCCUGAAGUGGCAGCAGCACCAGGGGUUGCUUCCUCCUGGCAUGACCAUAGAUUUGUUCCGAGGCAAAGCAGCUGUCAAAGAUGUGGAAGAAGAAAAGUUUCCUACACAGCUGAGCAGGCAUAUUAAGUUUGGUCAGAAAUCACAUGUGGAGUGUGCUCGAUUUUCUCCAGAUGGUCAGUAUUUGGUCACUGGGUCUGUUGAUGGAUUCAUUGAAGUCUGGAACUUUACAACUGGAAAAAUCAGAAAGGAUCUUAAAUACCAGGCCCAGGAUAACUUUAUGAUGAUGGAUGAUGCUGUCCUCUGCAUGUGCUUCAGCAGAGAUACAGAAAUGUUAGCAACUGGGGCCCAAGAUGGAAAAAUUAAGGUAUGGAAGAUUCAGAGUGGGCAGUGUUUAAGGAGAUUUGAAAGGGCCCACAGUAAAGGUGUCACCUGUCUAAGCUUUUCUAAGGAUAGCAGUCAGAUCCUUAGUGCCUCUUUUGACCAGACAAUUAGAAUUCAUGGUUUAAAAUCUGGGAAAACUUUGAAGGAAUUUCGUGGCCAUUCCUCCUUUGUUAAUGAAGCAACUUUUACACAAGAUGGACAUUAUAUUAUUAGUGCAUCCUCUGAUGGCACUGUAAAGAUCUGGAAUAUGAAGACCACAGAAUGUUCAAAUACCUUUAAAUCCCUGGGCAGCACUGCGGGGACAGAUAUCACUGUCAACAGUGUGAUCCUGCUUCCUAAAAAUCCAGAGCACUUUGUGGUGUGUAACAGAUCAAAUACUGUGGUUAUCAUGAACAUGCAGGGGCAGAUUGUCAGGAGCUUCAGCUCUGGUAAGAGAGAAGGUGGGGAUUUUGUUUGCUGUGCCCUGUCCCCUCGUGGUGAAUGGAUCUACUGUGUCGGGGAGGACUUUGUGCUCUACUGUUUUAGUACAGUCACUGGCAAACUGGAGAGAACUUUGACAGUUCAUGAGAAGGAUGUGAUUGGUAUCGCACAUCACCCUCAUCAGAACCUGAUUGCUACCUACAGUGAAGAUGGACUCCUAAAGCUCUGGAAACCCUAAUUUCCACUUUUCUUUUAAAAGUUGCUUGAGAACAUGUACUUAAGUGAAGACAUAUUCAUGUAUUGCUUUUUUUUUUCUUUUUUUUUUUUUAAGGCAACCUUUUCUAAGCAAUUGUCUGAAUUAGGAAUAAGAGUAAUUUUGUGAAAAUUCAUGUUCAAGUAGCAGUUACUCUUUUAUAUAUAUUUUUAAGGUAUUCAUUUAUCUAUUUCUAAUUGGGGCAGUCAUGUAAUGUUUUCAGUAGUCUUCUACCUGAAGAAUGAAAUACUGCUCUUUCUAGAAGAAAACUACUUUGAUUUUUGAAAUGGUGAUUAAAACAUACCUCCUGCAGUAAAAUUUGUGAAUAAGUAACCAUCCCAUACUCAGUAGCUCUUUGCUGGUCUGGUUUUUUUAGAUGUUAAUAAACUUUACCCUUUUGGA
This is a messenger RNA of Mustela lutreola (European mink), 2066 nucleotides long. It is a transcript of the gene SMU1, whose product is annotated as SMU1 DNA replication regulator and spliceosomal factor. Gene Ontology annotation, biological process: mRNA splicing, via spliceosome. NCBI's taxonomy places the organism in Eukaryota, Metazoa, Chordata, Mammalia, Carnivora, Mustelidae. The record is from RefSeq and is a predicted model, not a curated record. The coding region runs from base 108 to 1649 and encodes 513 amino acids. Gene Ontology annotation, molecular function: protein binding. The transcript has 12 exons. Gene Ontology annotation, cellular component: precatalytic spliceosome.